UCGCUACAAAGCUGCACUUCCGCGUUGAGUUCCGUGUUCACUCGCGAUUGGCAGCCCAAAGAGUGGCGAAACGAGCAAUGGACGAACUCUCAUAGUUGAGGAAACAUGUCGCUUGUGUUCAUUGGAGCUUGAGCAUCUUUGCGGAGGUCGUCCAUGUGCUGGGAGGUGAAAAGCCGGCUACUGAGACGCACGGUCAAAGGCUGGCUAGCUAGCCUGUGCUAGCUGCUACAAAGAUGGACUUUGUGUGUGAAAUGAUGCCGGCUUUGGUCGCACUGACUCUUCUGGCUCUCAUCGCGGUGACCGUCACAGCGCACGUCACAGCCGGGACGGUCGACCUGACUCGUCACAGCCAGGAGAAAUGCUUCCUCGGCGCCUCGGGAGCCAAAGAGUUUUUCCCCAGUCUGCACGAGCCGUCCUCCGUGGAACUCUCCGUGGUCAUCCCGGCGUACAACGAGGAGCUCCGCAUGCCCGUGAUGUUGGAGGAGGCCACGGAGUAUUUGGAAGACAGGCGGAGAAAACAAGCUGCUUUCACCUAUGAGGUCAUCGUGGUGGACGAUGGCAGCAAAGACAAAACCACAGAGGUGGCGUCACGCUACACCAAGAAGUACGGCGCUGACAAAGUCCGUGUUCUGACACUGGUGAAGAACCGCGGCAAAGGCGGCGCCGUGCGGAUGGGAACUCUGAGCUGCAGGGGACGCCUCAUUCUGAUGGCGGACGCGGACGGAGCGACAAAGUUCUCAGAUGUUGAGAAGUUGGAGGCGGGGCUUAAGGAGAUUAGUCCUAAACCGGACAACAUGGCCAUCUCCUGCGGCUCCAGAGCUCACCUGGAGCAGGAGGCCGUCGCCCAGCGCUCCGUGUUCCGCACCUUCCUGAUGUACGGCUUCCACUUCCUGGUGUGGUUCUUCUGCGUGCGCGGCAUCCGCGACACGCAGUGCGGGUUCAAGCUAUUCACGCGCCAGGCGGCGCUCAGGACCUUCUCCUCGCUGCACGUGGAGCGCUGGGCUUUCGACGUGGAGCUGCUGUACAUCGCUCAGCGCCUCCACAUCCCCCUCGCUGAGGUGGCCGUCAACUGGACCGAGGUGGAAGGAUCCAAGCUGGUCCCGUUUUGGAGCUGGCUCCAGAUGGGCCGCGACCUGGUCUUCAUCCGCCUGCGCUACCUGACGGGAGCCUGGACGCUCGGCUCGCCGCUCAAGGCUGAGUAGUCGCUCCACAGGGGGGCGCUCUCUGCUUACUUUACCCAUAAAGUUUGUUACUAAAAAAAGAUUAAAUUGACCCGAACAGCAAACAUGUUUGCUAAUAUUUGGAUCAAAAAAACAACAGAAUAUUGAUAAUAAAAACAAAAACUGCUUUUAUUGUGUCAGGUAAGUACUUUUUUUUUAGGGCAACUUCCGGUCUGAACUACGCCCACUUCAUUAGGUACACCUGCCGGAACUACUUCGACAAAAUCGUGUUUCUGAUGAGUUGUUGCUGUGACAAUAUAGCGCACUACUUUGUGGGCGUUAUGCACGUUUCUCCCGCGGCGGGUCUGGUCUGGGAGGAGGAGGAAGAGGAGGAAGAGGAGGAGGACGCUGCUGACGUUCGGCGGCAGUUGCUGUUAAAGUGAAAAUGUCAAACUCGCAGACUGACUGUCGCCAGCAGGAUUGCGUCAUUAACCGGACCUGACGCGCCACUCCCGCCCGUGUAUCCCUCCGCCGCCAACCACUUCAAGGUAAAGUAAACAAUGGAUGAAUGCCGACAUAAGAGGGACAAGCGGUAGGAAAAUGGGAUGGAUGGAGUAUUGUUGUUCACUUUGAACUUUCACAUAAAGAUAAAAGAAAAAGAAACGAUGAUUU
Nerophis lumbriciformis (worm pipefish) is the source of this 1832-nucleotide messenger RNA. RefSeq names its product ALG5 dolichyl-phosphate beta-glucosyltransferase (gene alg5). Lineage: Eukaryota; Metazoa; Chordata; Actinopteri; Syngnathiformes; Syngnathidae. The record is from RefSeq and is a predicted model, not a curated record. Gene Ontology annotation, cellular component: endoplasmic reticulum membrane. Gene Ontology annotation, biological process: protein N-linked glycosylation.